This is a messenger RNA of Australozyma saopauloensis, 1074 nucleotides long. Its product is annotated as putative serine/threonine protein kinase. The transcript has a single exon. Gene Ontology annotation, molecular function: protein serine/threonine kinase activity; ATP binding. Gene Ontology annotation, cellular component: Golgi apparatus; cytoplasm. Lineage: Eukaryota; Fungi; Ascomycota; Pichiomycetes; Serinales; Metschnikowiaceae. Gene Ontology annotation, biological process: protein phosphorylation; regulation of vacuole fusion, non-autophagic; vacuolar protein processing. The record is from RefSeq and is a predicted model, not a curated record. Bases 1 to 1074 code for a protein of 357 amino acids.
AUGGAUGUUUUAGUCAACUUCCUUAUCAAAUGCUUGCCGUGUUUCCCAAGCCUCCAGAAUCCCACGGUAUCUGUCAAUGGCGUGAGGUUCCGGAUAGUUCGCCUUUUGGGCCAAGGCGGCUUCUCGUAUGUGUACUUGGUCUAUCCUACCAACAAUCCUAGUCUAAUGUACGCUAUGAAGAAAAUCAGCUGCCCGUAUGGUAGCCACGAUGCCACUUUUGCCAAUGCCAUGCGGGAGGUCAAUUGCUACAAUCGUUUUGCGGCCGCAAAUUCUCCGUUUGUCGUUAAAAGUGUCGAUGCUGCCAUCAUAAGCGAUCCCUCCGGAGCCAAAACUUUCUAUAUUCUUCUUCCAUAUUUUGAGAAAUCGUUGCAGGAUGUGAUCAAUUAUAAUAUUCUCAACAAUAUUGCUAUGGAUGAAAAGGAACUCAUACAGAUCUUCAUAGGAGUCCUCAGGGGAGUUCGCGUCUUGCACAAGUACAAAAAUAGCGGUUCGGCUGAAAGCGGGGAGAGUUUAGGCGAGAAUGAUGCUGAAACAAUGCUUCUCGCUGAUGCUGACGAGGAUGGUUCGCCAAUGGGGGGUACAGAGCUUCAGGAACUGUGUCCCUAUGCGCACAGAGAUUUGAAGCCAGCCAAUGUGAUGCUCUCCGCUGAAGGUCUCCCUGUUCUUGUCGAUUUCGGCUCCUGUCAAAGAGCUCGAGUAUCAGUAAAAUCUCGCCAGCAAGCCUUGACUCUCACAGACUUCGCUCUGGAACACUGUACUCUACCUCACCGGGCACCUGAACUCUUGGACGUGGCCACCAACGCCGAAAUUACAGAGGCUACAGAUAUUUGGUCCCUCGGAUGUGUCCUUUACGCCUGUUGCUUCGGUUUUUCCCCAUUUGAAAAAAUGGAAUUGGACCAGGGUGCCAAUCUCAACUUGGCCAUUUCGCGUGGACAAUACGAAAUCCCCGAGGAUAGAAAAGGAUACUCUGUCGAAUUAAUGGAAGUAAUAAAACUGUGUUUGAAUGUCGAUCCGCUUCAAAGACCAGACAUAGACCAAAUCCUUGACACUUGUUUGCAGCUAGCUCCCAAUUGA